AUGGCCUUUACCCCAGGGUCCCGCCUGGCAACUUGGCCGGAUGACAACUCGGAUGAUUCACCGGAUGACAUGACGCAGGCGAGCUGGAAAAAUCCUACGUUCAUGGCUUCUAUAGGCAUGCCAAUGCCGAGUUUCCCUACCCCGGCUCAGGUGGAGAGAGAAGCGCGAAGCCGAGCAGGAAAAAUCUUCGAAGAUUGGACUACUCUCAAUGCUUUAUUGGAGAGGUACGAGGAGGUGCUAAGAAAACGCUGGGCCAAGAAAACAAAGGAACAGCGCAAGAAGAUCUUGCUCACUGCUUGGCCGAACAUGUCUGCCACCCAUCGCCCAGACUUUCAGGUGCUGAGGGACAAAUCAAGGCAACAGGCCGCCGGAGGACAAUCCAUCAUUGCAUCGGCGGCGCAGAGUAGGGAGGCAUUUUUGUGGCCGUAUAUCAACCUCGAAGAUCUCACAAAAAGCAAAGCUUUGCUGCUGUUCCUAAACGCGCGCGGGCGUCACCUACCACACACAUUCGCAUACUGUGACAUCGACGCUGCCCAUGUCGGCUACGUCAGUCAUACUAUUGUCCCGCCGUUCCUAAAUGAGUAUACGAUGCUCUUCAACAGUCAGACUACCCCGGAGACCUAUGGUAGACUCUAUUCUUGGGAGGAGAAUAACAAGGCUUUGGAUUGGAUGAUCACUGGAGUAGGAUUUCCCCCGGGCCAUGGACUGAACUUGCUGGAAAUCCAGGAGAGGAUCCUUCAUUUUCUUGUGGAAUGCUGUCAACUCAUCCUGCACGACGUUCCGCCAUCAGCCUUGACCGAUCCGUCGUCAGUAGCCACCCAGCCGGAGCCCCCGUCCAUCAUCUCUGCGGAGUCGAACGGGUAUCUCUCACUAGCUGCUCUGGCUGCGGAAACUCCGUAUAGAAUACCUUCCUGGAUGGAUUUCAAACGCCUAGAGGCUUUUAUCGGCUCGAAAGUAUCCGAGGCUGAAGACCAUAUCUGGCUGUUGAGAGAGGAUCCCAGCUAUUUUGCCGAGACGGUAGUUGAGUGGAAGGAGCAUCGGCAAGAAGUCCUACCGGACAUUUACGGCAAUCAACACCCCGUGCUGGGUAAGCCGCUGUUUUGGAACAGGGUGCUUGGUAAUGUCGUCACCGAAGCUUACGGAGCUCUAAUAACCUGGAGUGUCAUCCAUCGUCAGCUCGUAGAUUUGACGUGUCUCCGGGACAAGUACAACGACUCGAUUUCCCGCGACAAACCAUUGCCCAAGGAAUACCAAUUGUCGCUCCGUCGUUACAAACAUCUGCUGGAGCAGACCGCGAACGGCCCCCUGAUGUAUCUCAAGACGGGCGUUCCCGCGUCUCCACCUCUUCGAACACACUGGGUUCGGGAGCCACAAGACCCCAAUUCAACAAUCAUUCGAGUUCGAGCUCGCGGUAAGACGGACUAUCUUCUGUUUAUGUUCUCCCAAUUGUUCGACAAGACCCAACGCGACUUGUGCGGGUUGCAUAAUCUUGUGGAGGAUUUUGAACGCCAGUUCCAACAAGACCCAAAGCAGAAGAAGGAUAGGCUCUCGUCCUGGGUUAUAGAUAAGUUUUCUGAUUUGGCAUUCAUAUCCGAACUGCAGCGCCAGUUACGUCUUUACCAGCCCCGAUUGUUUGAGCCAUUCGUAUCUCCCUCACUUGACGAUGGGACCGAGGAGGCCACGGAGGAGGGCAUCAAAAAGGAUUUCGCCAAGGAGAUGAGCCCGUUGGCAAACCUCCUCAACAAUGCCAAAGACAUGAGAUUGGCGGACGUUGGAGAGCCUUCUGAGCGCAGGUUCCAUUAUCCAGCCGAUAAGCGUAGAACAAAAGCAAAUACAGCGGCGAUGCGCAGAGCCGAAGAGCACCUGGACCAGUUCUGGAAGAGAGUGAAUUCGCAUUAUAUCGCACGAACAGGGCACGGACUCCAUGACUCGCUCCCCUCUGGAUCGCUCGUUGAGCGGCUACUGCAGCGAACAGGAGAAUGGGUCGAACCAGAGCGUGUUCAAAAGGGGGAAGAAGAACAUACGCAAGCGGAGGGCUUCCUGAGCGCAAGAUUCUCUACUACACUCGGCCUAGACCACGAACGUACGCAACGUACCGUAUCCCAGCUCGAACCCGCUCGCCCCAAGUCCAAGAUCAAAACCUGA
Molecule: messenger RNA, 2145 nt
Organism: Coniosporium apollinis CBS 100218
Lineage: Eukaryota; Fungi; Ascomycota; Dothideomycetes
Exons: 1
Coding region: 1-2145 (714 amino acids)
Source: RefSeq, a predicted model, not a curated record